AUGUCUAAUGAGGAUUAUGUAGAUGACACCAAUAAUAUUGACGGGUUUUACGGAAAUUUGGAGAAUCCCUUGAGAAACGAUGAUGAGCUCCUGGACGAUGAUAUCUUCAUGGAUGCUAACUUGGCAAAUGCAGAAGUUGGUGCUUCUGAACCCAAUGAAGGUGCCCAUUUUGAUCAAUUGAAUGAAUCUUAUAAUAUUGACGGGUGGGAGGACAUAGGAAAGACGGAGUUCUUGAAUAUUGUAGAUGUUGAUAUAAAAAGAUAUCAUUUCAGUGAUCUAGGAGUGGCUUUUGAUUUCUACAAUGCAUUUGCCAAGUCAAGGGGAUUUAGUGGUCGAAAAAGUAAGACGCGAAAGCACAAUGGGAUAAUCAAUCGACAGAAUUUUGUUUGUUGUCGCGAGGGCUUCCGACGAAAAAAGGCAGAUAAUACGCAGACCAGAAAACAAGAGCCUAGAGCUGAAACUAGGUGUGGCUGUAUGGCAAAGCUUCAGGUGUCAUUUGAUGUUGUUAGUGGUCGCUGGAUUGUUUCAAAAUUUUCUGAUUUGCAUAAUCACGACCUUCUUCCUCCAAUUUUUACUGCAAUGCUUCCUGGUCACAAAAAAAUACCUGCUGCAGACAUUGAGCAAAUAAAUAUAAUGAGGAAAGGUGGAUUAGGCACUGCACAUAUUUUUACAGCACUCUCAAGCCAAUCUGGUGGUCACCACAAUGUUCCCUUUUUGCCCAGGGACUUGUACAAUCAAGUCGCACAGCAACGUCGACGAUUGAAGGGUGAUGCUAGUGCAGCUCUUCAAUUUUUGAGGAAGAGGAAGUCCAUUGAUCUUGUCAUGGUUAUAAGAUAUGAGGUUGAUAGGCUUCACUCGAUAAAUAAUUUAUUUUGGUGUGAUGGAAUAAGCCAAAUGGAUUAUCAAUUGUUUAGUGAUGUAUUGGCUUUUGACCCUACUUACAAGAAGAACAAAUAUCAUUGUCCGCUUGUCGUUUUUUCGGGUGUUAAUAACCAUAAUCGCACAGUUGUCUUUGCGGCCGCUCUUGUGUGUGAUGAGUCAGAGCAAACAUAUAUUUGGUUGUUAAAAAGUUUGCUAGAAGCAAUGAAGGGGAAGGCCCCAAUUUCAGUUAUCACAGAUGGUGCCCUUUCAAUGAAAAAUGCAAUCGAAAAAGUUUUUCCUAAUGCACAUCAUCGCCUAUGUGCUUGGCACCUUAUUCACAAUGCCACGAGUAAUGUAGGUAAUCUUAGGUUCACAUCGCAGUUUAAGAAGUGCAUGCUGGGUGAUUACGAGGUUGGUGUAUUCCGUAGUAAGUGGGAUCGGAUGGUUGAAGAGUUUGAUGUGCAAGACAAGCAAUGGAUAAUUGACAUGUAUGAUAACCGUCAUAGUUGGGCAACGGCACAUAUUCGUGGGAAGUUCUUUGCUGGGUUUAGGACCACUUCUCGAUGUGAGGGAUUGCACUCAGUUAUUGCAAAGUAUGUCAAAUCCAGGUAUAAUUUAAGAGAUUUUGUAGAGCACUUUGAUAGAUGUGUUGCCUACAUUCGUUUCAAAGAUAGUCUAGCAGACUUUGAAUGUGCAUAUGGAGUACCCGUGAUGCAAACUCAUUUAUUAUCAUUGGAGAAGUCUGCAGCUAAUUUAUAUACAAGAGAGGUAUUUUUUCUAUUUCGCCCUAUUAUUAUAAGGUCUGGUUCAAUGAAAGUGUUAGAUUGCAUUGAUGUUGGUUCUUAUAUGUUAUACACGGUGGUUAAGUAUGGUAGUCCUAACGAUACAUGGCGAGUAUCUUUUUGUGAUUUAUCAAUGGAGUUUACUUGCUCCUGUAUGAGGAUGGAGUCAUUUGGCAUUCCUUGCGAACACAUUCUAUCUGUUUUAGUUACACUUGACAUUUGUGAAUUGCCAAAAUGUUUAGUUUUAGAUAGGUGGACCAAAAAUGUAAAACAACAAAUACAAGAUACAAGGGGGUUCACUUGGGAUUGCUUAAAGUCUACCCAAUACUGGUGUUUGAUGGACUGGUUUAGAUUGGUGGCUACACUAUCAGCAGGUAAAGAUGAUAGGUUCAGGAGCAUGAGGGAUUGGGCGAUAAACACAGUGGAUAAAAUGAAAGCUGAUGAUAUUGCUAGUGUAGUUGCUUCUAGUAGUACAAUUCCUGCCACUUAUACAGAUCCUCGUGACCCCCCAAUUCGUAGAAGAGCCAAGGAUCGUGCUGGACAACGGUGUAGUAUAUGCCGCGAGCUCGGACAUAACAAAACUACAUGUCCAGAUCGGAGUAAGUAUGAUGGGGGUUCACAUGAAAUGCAUAGUCUACUUACAGAUGAUGAUGCAUAUGAGGCUAUGUGGGAUGAGGAAAAAGACUUCAUUUAUGAGGAAGAUGAAGGUGAAUGUGCGAUAAAUUCUAGUUCUAAAUCUAGCAGAGAUCAAGAUAUGGAGAUAGAUGACUCUAAUUAUGAAUUUGGAAAUGAGGACGAUGGAGCCAAUGAAAUUAAUUAG
This is a messenger RNA of Arachis stenosperma, 2463 nucleotides long. Its product is annotated as protein FAR1-RELATED SEQUENCE 5-like. Lineage: Eukaryota; Viridiplantae; Streptophyta; Magnoliopsida; Fabales; Fabaceae. The record is from RefSeq and is a predicted model, not a curated record. The transcript is spliced from 3 exons. Bases 1 to 2463 code for a protein of 820 amino acids. Gene Ontology annotation, molecular function: zinc ion binding; nucleic acid binding.